Anoplopoma fimbria (sablefish) is the source of this 2403-nucleotide messenger RNA. It is a transcript of the gene rhebl1, whose product is annotated as Ras homolog, mTORC1 binding like 1. Gene Ontology annotation, biological process: small GTPase-mediated signal transduction. Gene Ontology annotation, cellular component: plasma membrane. NCBI's taxonomy places the organism in Eukaryota, Metazoa, Chordata, Actinopteri, Perciformes, Anoplopomatidae. The record is from RefSeq and is a predicted model, not a curated record. The transcript has 8 exons. Gene Ontology annotation, molecular function: GTPase activity; GTP binding; GDP binding. Bases 216 to 770 code for a protein of 184 amino acids.
UUUUUUUUUUUUUUUUUUUUUUAGAUAAGUACAAGUUGUACUUUCUGUACUUAAACUUCCAGCUCGAGGCCCAGCAGAGAGCUCGAGCGGCGGCUCUGAAAAGUUUGUUGUUGUCACGUGAUGUGAGACGAAUGUGGCGAUAAAAGUUUGCUUAGAUAGUAAAAGUAGGUGGCGUACCUCACGAUUAAAACCUAUUGAACACAACUUUCACCAACAUGCCUCAACCAAAACAUCGAAAGAUUGCAGUUAUAGGUUACAGGUCUGUAGGAAAGUCGUCUCUUACUAUACAGUUUGUGGAAGGACAGUUUGUUGACUCCUAUGACCCCACCAUCGAAAACACCUUUAACAAACUGGUCAGCGUGAACGGUCAAGACUUCAACCUUCAACUGGUUGAUACAGCAGGACAAGAUGAGUACUCAAUUUUUCACCAAUCCCACUCAAUGGACAUCCAUGGGUAUGUCCUUGUCUAUGCAGUGACUUCCAAUAAAAGUUUUGAAGUUGUGCAGAUUCUACAUGACAAGCUGCUAGACAUGGUUGGAAAGAUUCAGGUCCCAACUGUUCUUGUAGGGAACAAAAAAGAUCUCCACAUGGAAAGGGUUAUCAAGCCAGAGGAGGGAAAGAAACUUGCUGAUUCCUGGGGUGCUGCAUUCAUGGAGUCCUCAGCCAAGGAGAAUGAGACUGCUGUGGAGGUUUUCAAGCGGAUAAUUUUGGAGAUGGAGAAAGCUGAUGGAAACGCACCCCCAGAGGAGAAGAAGUGCGCUAUGAUGUAAAAGUGUAUCCAGGACAUCAGAGAGCUCAUUUGCUGAAGACAGGAGCCACAACUUCACCAGCUUGCCAAUCGUGACCUCACCGACACCAAGACACCGCGGCAGAACUUUUCUGCUCAAAUGUGAUAUCUUAUUGAUUUACAUAGCAAGGCCCCCGCCCAGCCAGUUGAUAAACAAUCCCACUAAUUGUAACCAAAGGCCAGAAGAUUCUAAGAGCAAGAUCAACCUUUGUUUUUGACCAAAAAAAAAAACCAGUCGGUGAACACUUUCUUUAAGUAUUGAAAUGUUGUCUAUAACUUGGCAAAAUCUUGACUUUUCAACCAAUUUCUCUGAAAGCAUAAUAAUAUUGCCAAACAUAUUGGUCCCAAUUAAUGACAUCUUUUUGUUUUGUGAAAGUAUUAUGGUAGUAAGUACUUGUAAAUCAGAUGUUUGACACAUCAUCGACUUAGCUCUCAUAUCUCUUUGAGUAGUUGGGUUAAUGUACAUGUAGGGCUGGUUCACCUUAUUAAGGGCUGAUAUUUCAACAGUGAUUGAGAGUCAAAGUUCACAUUGCUUUAAAUGUGGUGUUAAAAUGUCAGUAUCUCUCACAAAUGGUGGAUUUCCUUAAACACCCCGGAAUGAGAUUUCACACAAGAAAUUUCCCUGGUUUCACAGUUCCUCUCACUGUAAUUUUUAUCAACUCUUCUUCAGGUACCUUUCACCAAUGAACUCUUGAGCUGUGUCUUCACAAUGGAGGAAUCUAUUUGUAAAUUUAACAACUCACAUUUUAAGCUCUUCUGAUAAGCAGAUUAGACUAAUCCUCUGUUUCUACAGUUUAUUUUUAAUUUCUCCUUAUUGACUGUAAUAAAGAGUUUAUGGACAGCGCUCAGAGAAAUUUAGUAUAGAUUGAAAUAGAUCUUUGAUAUUUACCAGUUAUGGCCUUUUUAUACAAUAAAAAUAGAAUCUUAGUAAAUGGUUUGAUACUAUUGGUUAUAUUUUGAGUGAUGCAGGUUUGCUCUCCCUUCAAUAUCUUGAGUAUAUUCUUAAAAGUGUGUUAAAAUUAUGAUCACUGUUGAGUUGCAAUUUUUUUAAUUGCAUUAUAACACUGCCCAAGAACAUUUAAGUGGCUCGAGGCUACGGAGUUAGAUUAGUAAUCUUUGAGCUCAUGGUUUUGAUGUUAUGGUUUAUGCAGGCUUGAUAAGCCAGGAUGGCUUGCGGUCCAUUUAAUUCAUAUUGUGGACUUUUAUGAUCACUGGCAGAAGCUUGAGAUCCUUAAUCACUUGUGUUUCUUAGAUCCUGUAGCCUUACAAAGACGUGACACAAUGUGGAUUUUCCCUCAUAAUCCUCAUGUUGUACCUGUAGUGGGUAAUUAUAACUUUUUAUCACAAGUUUUGCUGAGUAAGUAGUUGAUUUAUUGACGAUGGUUAAAGCUGGUGAUGCUGUGUCUUGUGCCUUACAGUUCCUCAAACUCCCUCAUCUGCUUCCUCUUCAUGACUCAAGGUGCUCUUAAAGGUUUUUUUUCUCCUUCUGUUGACUUGAUACCAUGGUGAAGGUGGUGGUGUGAAACUGAACACCAAUAUCCCCUUGUGGGUCGACGUUAUUUCAGAAAUCUUGCUGUAAACAGUUUUGUAUAUAAAUAAAUCUGUUACUCAUUUGA